CUACAAAUGUAAACACGUUUAUGCAUCUAUCCUAACCUACCUUUUAAAUGUUAAAAUUUAGUAAUUUAUUUAAGAACCUAAAAGCCAUCACAUAUACCGCUUCCGAAAUGAGUACGAAUGCUGCCAUGAUUAUAAAAAAGCCAAAAUAUGAUGGUCGCACAAAGAAAAGGAAAUGGGAGGACCGAAGGUCCGACAAAGGUGCAGGUCUCUACUCGGAGAAGAAGAUUUGCGAAGAACCCUUUGUACGUAUUAAAAGAAGAAAAUAUGUAAUGCUGUUAGGUUAUUCGGGAGUAAAUUACUUUGGCAUGCAGCGAAAUCCCUCGAUGCCAACAAUUGAGGAAGACUUGUUUAACGCUCUAUUAAAGGCUGAUUUAAUCACUCAAGAAGCCUUUGACCAAAUUCAAACCGUGCAAUUUCAACGUGCAGCCAGAACUGAUAAAGGAGUGUCAGCAGCGCGUCAGGUAGUUUCCAUAAAAUUACCGGAAGAAGUGAGUGUAGCGAAAAUAAAUGAGUUUUUACCUGACCAGAUUCGUGUAUUUGGUGUGAAACGUGUCACGAAAGGUUUUAAUAGUAAAUCACAAUGUGAUGCAAGAACCUACACAUAUAUGAUGCCUACGGUUGCAUUUGCCAAAUGUGACACUGAAGCUGAUCAGGAAACAUUUCGUUUGUGGGAAGGCGCAUUAAGUGAGAUAAAUGACGUCUUAAGCAAUUUUAAAGGAACUAAAAACUUUCAUAAUUUUACCUGUAAGAAGCAGUAUCAAGAUCCAAGUGUCAAAAGGUACAUAGUUUCAUUUGAAUGUGAAUCGCCAAUAAUACGGAAAGGAGUCGAAUUUGUUGUUCUCAAGGUUAAAGGGCAAAGCUUUAUGUUGCAUCAAAUAAGAAAAAUGGUGUCCAUUGUCAUAGCAAUAGUCAAGGGAUGUAUCCCACUUACCACACUUAGUAAAGCUUUGAGUGAGGAAAAAGUUAACAUUCCUAGAGCACCCGGAUUAGGAUUAGUCCUUGAUUUUGUUCAUUAUGAUAACUACAAUUAUCGUUACGGUACUGAUGGCAUUCACGAGGUUUUGGAGUGGAAGGAAGUUGAAUCGGACGUUGAUGAUUUUAAGGAAAAAUAUAUUUAUCCAACAAUUGUAGAUACGGAAACAAGUGAAAAACCGAUGCUUUUAUGGCUUAGUGAGCGUCUUACUAGACAUCGAUUUGACCAAUUGGAUGAUGAUGGUAAAGGCAGCGGAGAUGAAGAAAAUAGUGAUGAUGAUGAAGACACAAAAGAUGAAAAAAAUGACCCAAAAAGUGUAACAGAAACAGACCGAGGCAUAGUGUAAUUUUAAUAAAUGUUUAUAUUAGUCUUUU
Photinus pyralis (common eastern firefly) is the source of this 1347-nucleotide messenger RNA. It is a transcript of the gene Pus1, whose product is annotated as tRNA pseudouridine synthase A. Gene Ontology annotation, molecular function: RNA binding; pseudouridine synthase activity. NCBI's taxonomy places the organism in Eukaryota, Metazoa, Arthropoda, Insecta, Coleoptera, Lampyridae. Bases 48 to 1319 code for a protein of 423 amino acids. The record is from RefSeq and is a predicted model, not a curated record. The transcript is spliced from 4 exons. Gene Ontology annotation, biological process: tRNA pseudouridine synthesis; mRNA pseudouridine synthesis. Gene Ontology annotation, cellular component: nucleus.